This is a messenger RNA of Gamsiella multidivaricata, 1864 nucleotides long. RefSeq lists its product as uncharacterized. Bases 130 to 1833 code for a protein of 567 amino acids. The record is from RefSeq and is a predicted model, not a curated record. Lineage: Eukaryota; Fungi; Mortierellomycota; Mortierellomycetes; Mortierellales; Mortierellaceae. The transcript has a single exon. Gene Ontology annotation, molecular function: protein binding.
UUUUUUUUUUUUUCCUCCAUCAGCUAUGUAUUAAUCUUGAAUCCCACCAGUACAUCUCAUCCUCUCUCUCACUCUCCAACUUGAACCGAUUCCCUUUUUUUUUUGUUUUUUACGUGAGCGCAGCACUUCAUGACAACACACUCCAACAGCAGCAGGACUGUUUCCCCGCUCGAAAAGGUGCUUAGUCUACCCGAGCUUCAAGCUCUUGUUGCCCAAUACCUCGAGCGCGAGGUCCUGGCACUCUGUGCCCGAGUCUCGCACCAAUGGCACCAAGUCUUUGCCCCCUUUCUCUGGCGAAAAGUCCUCUUCCGGGUCCCACAGGAUUUCUCGCUGUACGGUCGGCUGGUUCAGAUCCUUGACCUCUAUAUGGGGAACAUCCCCCAGGCCCAACGGGAUCAUAUCCGGUACUGUUGUCCCCAUCUCCGGAAUGUGCAUCUGCAUUUUCAGCAAAUGCCAGUCGACUCGCUGUGGCGGCUGUUCGAACCAGAGGACGGGAAUGGGUUUGUGGGGGCAGGGAUUGAGGUGUUAGAGAUCUAUGUGGCCGAAUUCGAGGUCAUCCCAUCAAUCUUGCCGUGGUUGACAUAUGUGAGGAAGAUGGGUUUUUUGAGAGGGCUAAAGAGUUUGACGGUCGGGAACGGGCAGGCAUUGGAUGAGGAAGAAGGAGGAGGGAAGAGGAGAAAGCAGAUUGGGGUGGGGGAUGUGGUGAGGUAUUUGGAGACGUUCCCCGAGACAAGGGCGUUGUGCUUUGGGAGGAUACCGAUUGGUGAAACGAGGCGGUCGGAGGAGGAGGAAGAGAAGCGGGUGGAGGAGGUUAAGUUGGAGUGCAGGGACGAGAACAAUGGGCAUGAUCUGGAUAAGCGGCAGCGGCACGAGAUGAUGGAGGAGAAGGAAGGCGAGGCAGGAAAGAGCGACAAUCAAAUGAACGCGAAUACGAACGCGAUGAUAGGAUCGAGAGCCGUGGGCGCGAUGCCAUACCCGCUCCAGGAUCUGGAUAUCUACCCACGGACAGCCUCUGUCCUCUCGAAACUCCUCCACCGCGCCCAGAACCUUCGCAAGCUUCGGAUUCGCAAGAUCAAAGACCCUCGGAUCCUAUCUAUCAUCGCCCGGUCCUGCCCCAAACUUCAGACCUUCCGAUACAUGGGUCGGGGACUUUUGAGCCUUCCCGAUUUUGACUGGCCGACUUUUCUUCAGGGCUACUCUCAAAUGGAAACCUUGCAUUUCGAAGACGUGCUCGUCACAGAUCGGGCAGCACUGACGAUCGCGGACGUCUGUGCGCAGAAUUUGCGGUACCUCACGAUCCAUAAUGGAGCCAAGAUCGGCACGCAGGCUUUGCUCGAGAUGUUAAGGAAGUGUGAGAGGUUGGAGUGGGUGCAGUGCACGGCGGAUUUGAUCUUGGGGGAGCUCUUCUUCAAAUGCAACGCCUGGGGCUGUUACGGCUCCCUUCAAGUCCUACGGCUCUUUGGUGUAGAAUUACAAGGCCUCGACGAGAAUGAAGCCUUCCGGACCAGGAUCCGACAACUGCCCCGUCUAAGGUCAUUAAGCAUCCGAGGGACGGGUAUGAGGAUAGAGUCGUUACUGGAUGAGGAUGAGCUUGCGAAUACUGGGAGUGCGGUAGUGAUGGAUCCUGAUCCGGGAUAUUGUUAUCGGUAUCUGUUGGAUAUUGUGAUGCCACGGUUCAAAUGUCGGUUGAUUACGUUGCCGAGGUUGAAGGUGUUGUUGGCGUUGAUGCCGAGGGUCGAGUAUAUUAAUUUCCAGAACGGUUAUGACGAGGAGGCACGGGAAUGGUUGCGGACGAAUCGGCCGAACUUGGAUAUGGGGGUCGUGGUCUGGUAGGGACGCGAACGUGGGUGUGCAUAACAGAUAA